This is a messenger RNA of Paramuricea clavata, 3862 nucleotides long. The record is from the annotation of a GenBank genome assembly. Lineage: Eukaryota; Metazoa; Cnidaria; Anthozoa; Malacalcyonacea; Plexauridae.
AUGCCUUUAACUAAUAAGUGGUCAAUUCGACUCAGUGAAGACAAAACGCCGUACGUGUUUGUCAACGACAUUCGCCAUUCCAAAAGUGGUAAAUACUAUUCUAAUAUUCUGCGCGCCGAGACGGGAGAAUUUAAGAAACGUAUGGCUAUAAAGGUACGACUACGAACGUUUUAAAGUUGUUCUUACUGUUUAUAAAUGUGCAGGUAUACUGACAAAUAUGUUUUAUAUACUGUAUUUUGUUUUUAUACUGUAUUUUUUGUCUCUUUGCAUGCGACUGACAUAUUAUAAUGCCUCUUUUAUAUCAUUCGUCUAUAGUAUAAAGAUGAGACAUAGACGAAUAAGUCGCGUCGAUUUAACAUAGUCAGACGGAAAGGUCGCAUGCUGACUAAGUUGUGAUCACUUGGAAUGUGUAAUGAAUUAUAAGUGAUUGUCAGUUUCCGGGCUUUUCGUUGGCGUUGCACACCAAUUCUGCUCAGGGAUAUAACAUCAAACAAUUAUAUAGAAUUCAUAAAUUUUGAAGAUAAAGAAUAAGAUACACAGACUGACACAGAUCGUUUAUUUGAAACCCUAACGUAAGACUUUUUCGACAUUUCCUUUUUUUAUUUUAUUUUAUUUUAUUUUACGUCUUCGUGAACACAGAUGCAACAGAAUGUCAGAGCGCUAAAGGUAAAAUAAGCUUCGGCUGAACGAAACUAUAAACGACGUUUUUGCUCAGUAAAACUUUCACUCAUUUUCGGGUCAAUUUCAAUAUCCAGUCAUGGACAGUCAUGACUGAUUCAAAUCGAGAUUCAAGACAUUCAUAGUCUGCGUAGCAGGCGGUAUUUGCGGGCACGUGGGUAUUUGUACCCACGAAUACCGGCCUGCUACGCAGGCUAAGACAUUCAAGUCUUUCUGUUUUCGAAAUUUCACUAAGUGAGCAAUUCUCGCGUGUGCCACGAACACGAAAUAAUCUAGUGACAACGAUCCGACGGGCGAAACUAACCCGAAGAUCUUGGUAUAAACUUCAUAUUAUCAUUUAUAUCUCGUGCAUCAUCUGUGAAUUAAUCUACAUAAUAUUUACUGUGAUUGUUUUCCUAGUUAGUAAAACCAUCAUUCACAAGGCUGAACUGUCUAGAAGGAAACAAUUAAGUGCUGAGCAAACCCAAUGUUAUAUAAGUGGGUCGUAUAAUUAAGUUGUCACUGUAUAAAACGUUGUCAGCGUUGGUCUUUUAUUAAUAAUCAAUUUGGCAAUUUCUCUUCGUUGCAAUGUGUCUGAACUUUAAAUUAUAUUCUUUGAUCAUUUCUAAAUGUCAGGUAAGUUUUAUACUCAUCAAGGGGAGAGUCUUGUCACUUGUUCAAUAUAAAUAAUAAAAGUAAUAUGGUAUAUCUGUGCAUGUAUUAUUUGAAUUGUUUUUAUGUGAAGAAUUUUAUUUAUUUUAUAUAUAGUUGAUUUUCAAUCCUGGAGCAGAGGGUAGAAGAGACCACUGUUUCUUUCAAUCAAGCAAGUAUGACUGGUCGGCAAGCAAUGGACCAUUUAAGGAAAUUGUUGCAGCUGAAAAUGAGCAACAAUGGGCCGCAAAAUGCAACAAAGCCAUCGAGUACUUGAAAAACCAAGAUGCUUCCAAAGAAUCUCAAGCAAGUCAAGCCAGUGCAUCCAAAGAUUCUCAGCCUGUGUUGAUGAAUGAUAACGGCAAUUCAAAAAGAAAGGCUUCAUCUCUUGUGGAACAGCUCACUCCUGUUGCCAGUACCAAGAAAAAGUGUGGGAGAGAAAACUUUGUUGAAGAAAAAGAAUUAGAAUACCAAAGAAGAGCCAAAGAAUGUGAAGUUGGUAUGUAGAAAUAUCAAAUACCGUAAACCUCCGACUAUAAGCUCCCCCCCUGAAUAUAAGCCCCCCCCCCGAAUAUAAGCCCAACACAUACGAACGCUCGCCUCAUUCCAAAUAUAAGCCUCCCGAAUAUAAGCCCACCCAAAUAUAAGCCCCCCAAAUAUAGUCCCCCGAAUAUAUUAACCCAGUAGCCCACUACGUUACUCAACAUUGACAUUGUCUUUUAAUAUAGCAGAGAACUGUUUUUGAACAAAUGACAAUAUUUAAAACCAUUGUCAUUGUCUUUAUAGCCCACUAUGUGAAUCAAAGUGCGUUAUUACAGUCAAACCGGAUGUUCUCUUGCGAGCAACAUUGCAACAUUGUCCCACAAUAUUGCAAUUUUGAUAGGCAAAUUGCUCUGAGCAAAUUGCAACCGACGCAAACAAAUUGCAAGUUGGAAAUUCACAAAAGAUUUGUAAACAAAGCCUCUGAUUGGAUUAUAAGAAAGUGGGAAGCCAAUCAAAUAGUCUGAGCAACUGGAUUGGUACAUGUACUUCCCUCUUUCUUAUAGUCCAAUCAGAGGCUUUGGUUACAGAUCAUUUGUGAAUUUCAACUUGCAAUUUGCCUGUUUAUGACUGACUUGUUUAUGUCUGACUUGUUUAUAUUAACUAACACAAAAGAUCGUCCAUGUAUAAGCCCCCCACCCCACCCCAAGCCCAUCCUUGUAUAAGCCCAUCAAAAAUUGCUUACAAAAGUAUAUAAGCCCAGGGCUUAUAGUCAGAGGUUUACGUUUAGAGCUGCGUGGUUCCAAAACUUUUAUCUCGGUUCUCAGGUUCUGUUUUUUUGGACAGUACAAAAUGUUUGAAGUUUAACUCAUGAAUGUUUUGAUCAUUUUUGCUAAAUAGGCCUAAACAAAUUUAUAUGCCUUUGUAAGUUUGUAUAUUAAAUCUCUGAAUAUUUUAAAAGAAUUGGAAUUAUUGCAAUUGGAAUUGCAAUUUUAUAUUUAUGAUCAUGAAAUGUUUCUUUUAAAAAAGCAAGACUAGUGCACAACAAUAACUAUCACAACCAAAAUAUCAACUAUUUGAGCUAUUACUUCAGUGCAUAUUGUGCACAAAGAGCACAAUCUUGUUAUUUUCCAAACAUUUCAACCUGCAAUACAUUUCAACCUGCAAUCAGGUGGGUGUUUGGCAGGCGUUAAAUAGGAAAUUACCGAAACUACCUGUUCUUUCGCGUAUAAUUUUUCGAUGCUAAAAAAGUACCAGUCAACUGAAUAUUUUGGUUAACCGCCCAGCUCUACCCACCAUAUGACCAACCGCAUGUUAACACAACUUAGCCCUGUUAAUACAACCACUUUAUUUUUUCCUGAGCAAAAGCUAAUAUUAAGUCUUUCUCUUAUUUGAAAACCUGUUAACCAAUUGAGUGCCAGUGCGCUCCCCUUGACGAGUAAAAUCGUCUGGCGUUAGACAGAGUAAAAUAAUCUGGCAUUAGACAGUAAAAUAAUAAAGUAGGGCGCAUCGGGGCACAAUGCGACUCAAAUUUGGGUUAAAUAGACACAUGGGCAGAUGGGCCAGUUAACCCAUUGAGCGCCAGCGCUCUCCCCUUGACAAGUAAAAUCGUCUGGCGUUAGACAGAGUAAAAUAAUAAAGUAGGGCGCAUCGAGGCGCAAUGCGACUCAAUGGGUUAAAAAUAUGACCACCUCUUUUAAUUGACCACAUGUUUUGGCUCAACGGUAUUAAUUUUAUUCUUUCUACAGCCAUACAAUUUAUAUAAAUAGCAUGUGUGUGUUUUCUACUACUUUAAAUAGAUGGCCAAUUCUAUGUUCCAGUUGGCAAGAUUGAACUACCUCCAGCAGACAGAAUGAUUAGGAAAGUAGAUGAAAUUUUCCUGGCCCAACUAAAGGCAAAUAUGGAAAGUAACCCCAAUGGCUCGUAUGAACCGCUUUACUUGUUAGUGAAAGAUCUCGAUAGAACUGAAAACUUUUCAAAAUCUUGUAUCGACAGCUACCACUAUGAGGUGCUUGGUGGUACUCAUAAUUUGUUGGCAACCAAGCAACUUUUAGAGAAACAUCCUGACAGCAAA